Oncorhynchus gorbuscha (pink salmon) is the source of this 2475-nucleotide messenger RNA. RefSeq lists its product as uncharacterized. Gene Ontology annotation, cellular component: voltage-gated sodium channel complex. Gene Ontology annotation, molecular function: sodium channel regulator activity. Lineage: Eukaryota; Metazoa; Chordata; Actinopteri; Salmoniformes; Salmonidae. The transcript has 6 exons. The record is from RefSeq and is a predicted model, not a curated record. The coding region runs from base 1291 to 1962 and encodes 223 amino acids. Gene Ontology annotation, biological process: sodium ion transport; cardiac muscle cell action potential involved in contraction; regulation of heart rate by cardiac conduction.
AUUAUGUUGUCCUUCAGUCAUCUGUUUUGUUGACCUUGCCUUCUAUUGCAAUAGCCUUGUGUUUCCAAGUCAUUUGGCAUUGAAUGAACUUCAGAUUCCUGAUAACAGAUAUCUGAUGACAUUUGAUACAUCAACCCUGCCUGUGCAUCAGACUGACAGUUUAAGAAAAUGUUGCUUUUGCCAAAGAAGUUAUUAGAAAUAUAAUAUAAUAUAAUAACUUAAUUUUCCAUCCCACUUCUGACACUACUAGGAAAUGCCAACAAUGACAAAUACAUUAAUGGAUUGUUUGAGGUUCUGGAACAUUAUAGAGUUGUGCAUCAUGUGUGUCCUACAAGCAAACUAUAGACAGGCACACAUUUGAAUACACAUACGCGUGUCUGUAUCUUGCCUCAUUUGCUUAACAAAUUUGACAUCAUGUCACAUUUCCUGGUCAGUGAUAGCGAACUGAAUACUUAUUUGUUGAUUUUUUUUCUCUCAGUUUAGAGUGUGGACAAAACGUUUAUCGAAAUAAUCCUCCUUCAUCACCAAACUGUUAAUUGAGCAAUGUGCAUUACAACUGCAGUUUCAUUACUGCCUAUAGGGUCCAUCUAUUCUCAGAGAUUAAAACCAGAAUGAUCAGUGACAGACCAUUCAAUCAAAACCACAGGCCACUGAAUAAAUCCAAAGAAAGAACAAUUUAAUUGAUUGAUAAAAUAAGAAUAGAUUGUUGGUUAAAACAAAGCUUAAUUAAAAACAGCCCCAUAUGGUAAUUAGUUGGCUAUGCUUUGCAUUAGAAAGGUUUUGUUGGCUUGGCUAUCAUGCAAUAAUAGUACAUUGAUUUCAACUUCUCUUUCGCCUUGGCCUGGGUGCGCUAAAACUGUUGGACAUUCAAGACAGGCAUGUAUUCACACGAUCUAAAAAUAGCAUUGUAAAAUACGAACUCAUACUGUGUAGACUAGACUGUAGGCUGAAAACUGCAUCGAUAGCUUCUGUAUUGUUAUUAUUCGCGUAGCUUGAGGCAAAUGAAUAAGUAAUAGACUCCGAUUAAUUGAUAGAGAUCAUACAUCAACUUCAAUCCGUUUUUAUCUGAGCAGUUAUCAAUUGGAAAUGUCAAACCAACCCUGAUUAAGCGGAAAUUAGAACAUGCCAGAAUAAGGUGGGGAAAGUAUUGAUUAACAAUGGCGAAGUUAACAACAUAGCAACCUAUUGGAAAUUAGUUCACUCCGUUUCAUGCAAGGAGAAACUCGUGGGGAGUAAAGCAAGAAAAUAAUUGUAUUCUAUUCAUUUGCUGGCAAGAGUUUUGGAAGAAAAAUGAUACAACAGAUAUUAUCGUCACUCCUGGUCUUUAUUCUUUGUGUGCCACAUUGUCAUGGGGGCUGUGCAGAGGUGGACUCCAUGACAGAGGCGGUGGCCGGGGAGAGCUUCCUCAUGGGCUGCAUCUCCUGUAAGAGGAGAGAGGAGGUCCAGGCCCAAACCACGGUUGACUGGCACUUCAGAGCCACAGGAGAGGAGGAGUAUAUCCACAUCUUUCACUAUGACCACCCACACCCCAACACCCUCCACGAGGAAUUUAAUGACCGGCUAGAGUGGCAAGGAACAAUGGGGAGUAAGGAUGUACAGAUAGGAGCCAUCUUCAUUCACAACGUCACGUUUAAUGACACAGGCACCUACCGCUGCACCUUCCAGCGCACCCUCUUCCUCCCAUUGGAUAAUGAAUAUAUCACAGUGGAAAAGGAGGUGGAGCUUACUGUGGUGGCCGAAGCCAAUCGGGAGCUGUUGUCGGUGGUGUCAGAGAUCAUGAUGUACGUGCUAAUUGUGGUGCUGCAGCUGUGGAUGAUCGUGGUGCUGAUCCACUGCUACAACAAGAUCUGGGCUGAACAUGAGGCACGGGAUGCCCGCAAAGCCCUGAGGGCCCAAAAACUGGCCCUAAUAAAAGAACCUUUAGACUCAAAGGACAAUUGUGACGGAGUGCUUCUGGAGUGACUUGUUUCAGUAAACAUCAAAGGUGGAGAACUCUGUCACAAGCAACUGUUACCACUACACUACAAGGCUAUUAUAUCAUAGAAAUAUAAUUUGAAUGUCUUAGCAUAGUGUGUAACACAUGCAGUUUACAAUGUACUUGAUUUACUGUACGAGGUAGUUGCAGCUGGUGUGAGUGGUGAUUAGAUUAACAGGUGGUGCCGAAUAGCCUUAGUGUGUCAGCUCAAAAGAGAAUGUCAUCACGUGAUGGAUCAACAGUUCUGACACAGCUCUGAUUACAGAUGGUUCCACCUGAGCUACAUAGAAAGCUUUGGCAGGAACAACCGUGCAUCUACAUAGGUCUCAUCUGCAACCAUAUUAUUACAGAUUUUUUUAAAUCGCUAUUUUCACAAGUAUGUGGUACAUUUUCACAACUCUUAGAACAAAAUACCAAACUGGUCACACUUGUAAUGCAGCAAGUCUUUCAUUCAAAACCUGUCAUUGUCCAUUCAUUUGGAUUAUAAACAUCUCUCACCA